Kwoniella botswanensis is the source of this 228-nucleotide messenger RNA. RefSeq lists its product as uncharacterized. The record is from RefSeq and is a predicted model, not a curated record. NCBI's taxonomy places the organism in Eukaryota, Fungi, Basidiomycota, Tremellomycetes, Tremellales, Cryptococcaceae. Bases 1 to 228 code for a protein of 75 amino acids. The transcript has a single exon.
AUGAUACCGAACCUCGACCGACCUUUAGUGAUAGCUACGAUUCUACUCAAUAUAGCUACCAUCAUCGUCCUCGCUAUCGAAGUUCAUAAUCGAGGUAGUUCAAAGGUAGUCGCCGGGCUCAUCUUACAGAUAUUCAGUCUGGUAUGUGCUGGCAAUACCACGAUGGUCAAUCCUGUUCCGAGAAAACGAGGUGAACGUCAGCAAAACGCCAAUGGAAACCAAACUUAG